AUGUCACUCUCUCAUGUCACCGGCUUGGGCCUCUACAGUUAUGCAACACUCUCCAAUGCCGGAUCCUAUGCUGGAUCCCAUUCAUCCGGCCACUCUCGAGAACCAUCGUCUUCGAGACGUCUAUCUCUACCUACGAGCUCUUACCCUACGUCUAUGCACUCGAGAGCCUUAAAUUCAACCGACUCACGAGCCGAUCCAUACCCAUACCCCCGUACCAGCGAGUCUUCCCACGCUACAAGAGCGACGUCUGUCAAUGCAGCAUCCGUCAAUGAGGAAGCUAUGCGCCGCAAUUCUCGAAAGAAGCACAACUACCGUGAGACUUCAGGGUCUUCGUCUGAACCACACCGUCAUCAUGGCUAUCACAGACACAGCCACCAUGCCUACCAUAGUCAUCAUCCAAGCCAACGCGAAGACAGGUACAACAGCGCAUCUACAAAGGCUCGCAGGCGUGUCAAACAUGUCCAAAGUUCAUCAGAUAUACCUCUGUCACCUCCGCCUGCUCGCAAAAAGAUCACCAAGGUUAUGGCUGUCAAGUCGACCAAGAAGGACAAGGACGGCAACAAAAACACGGACAACUUGACUUGGCGCCGAAUCAGUCAAGGGAUGAAGAUUGGCAAGUCUAAAAAGAACGAGCAGAACGAACAGACUGAGUAG
Messenger RNA from Fusarium coffeatum, 654 nucleotides. RefSeq lists its product as uncharacterized. Bases 1 to 654 code for a protein of 217 amino acids. The transcript has a single exon. NCBI's taxonomy places the organism in Eukaryota, Fungi, Ascomycota, Sordariomycetes, Hypocreales, Nectriaceae. The record is from RefSeq and is a predicted model, not a curated record.